AUGUCUUCAUCCUCUGGUCUUUUACAAACGGAUAGCAAAGUCAAGCCUGAUUCGAUCCCUCUCAAGGAAUACAAUAACGUCGAGAGUGGAUCGCUCCAUGAGAAAGAUAUCAAUGAUAUUGAAGAAGAUAAUGUCUUUGUCCAAACUGAAGAAGGACCGGAUUAUAGAGGUGUUACCCAGAUCGGUGCAGCCGUCUUAAUUGCCAAAUCUCAGCUUGGUCUGGGUGUGCUUGGUAUACCUUCAACACUUGAAGUGCUAGGCUUUGUCCCUGGAUUGAUCAGCUUGAUUGGGCUAUGUGUACUAGUUACCUGGACCGGGCUGGUCAUUGGUGAUUUCCGAAUUGCCCAUCCGAAAGUCUACAGCAUUGACGAUGCCACUGAUAUACUGUUUGGAAAAGCUGCCCGUGAAACCAUUGCAGGUGCCUAUUGGCUCUUUUAUACUCUCAGUUAUGGUGCUGCAGUGUUGACCGUCUCUAUUGCUUUCAACACUUUUAGCCAUCAUGGUAUGUGUACAGUCGGUUAUGUUGGCAUUGCAGCAUCAAUCACCUUUGUUCUUGCACUGUUCACAAGAACCAUGAAAGUCCUUUCAUGGUGUGGUUACAUAGCUGUUCUAUCUAUCUUCAUGGCUAUUUGGGUUGUUGCCAUUGCAUGCCUUACACAAUCGAGACCUGCUGCUGCUGAUGAUGUUGAAGGACCCGUCAGUGUCAUCGUCCAAGUUGCAGGCACGGGCUCGUCGUAUCAGAGCAUAGCCUCUUCGGUAGCUACUCAAUUGUUCUCGUUAUGUGGUGCGGCAUCUUUCUUCACAAUCCAUGCAGAGAUGAAGGACCAACACCAAUAUGCGAAAUCGCUGCUGAUGGGCCAAUCUUUCAUCGUGUUCAACUACAUCGCAAUUGGAUCUAUCAUGUAUGCUAAAGUCGGCCAGUACAUUGCCUCACCAGCUUUGGGCUCUGCGGGAGAGCUUUUCCAACUCAUUGGCUAUGCCAUUGCACUUCCAGGCUUGCUGUUCUCAUGUUUCUUCCAAGCCCACCUUCCAGCCAAAUACGCACUGGUUCGUGUUCUCAGAGGCUCUCACCACAUGCAGAGGAACACCAUGGUACAUUGGCUUACCUGGACUGGAAUGAUGUUCAUUGUGAUCAUCGUUGGAUUCGUCAUUGCCUGUGCAAUUCCAUUUUUCAAUGAUCUUCUAUCGCUUAUUGGGGCCCUGUUUGGUAGCGCAUUUGCACUGAUUAUUCCUGGUCUCAUGUGUCUUUACGAUAUGAACUACAGACACACUGGAACUGCACCACAGGACCUGAGCUGGAUCUUCAGAUCGAAUGGUUGCUGGGGCAGUACCGGACGUAACAAGAUAGAUGUCUGCUUCAGCUUCCUUUGCGUGGCUAUUGGUGUCUACAUCUUAUGCACUGGAGUGUAUGGCUCUGUCGCCAACAUCGCAGAUGCCUACGCUAGUGGGGCCAUUUCUGGUGCGUUCUCCUGUGAUGAUAACUCUUGAUGAUGUUUAU
Messenger RNA from Williopsis jadinii, 1498 nucleotides. RefSeq lists its product as uncharacterized. The coding region runs from base 1 to 1488 and encodes 495 amino acids. The record is from RefSeq and is a predicted model, not a curated record. The transcript has a single exon. Gene Ontology annotation, cellular component: vacuolar membrane. Gene Ontology annotation, molecular function: amino acid transmembrane transporter activity. NCBI's taxonomy places the organism in Eukaryota, Fungi, Ascomycota, Saccharomycetes, Phaffomycetales, Wickerhamomycetaceae. Gene Ontology annotation, biological process: amino acid transmembrane transport.